Messenger RNA from Ostertagia ostertagi, 492 nucleotides. The record is from the annotation of a GenBank genome assembly. NCBI's taxonomy places the organism in Eukaryota, Metazoa, Nematoda, Chromadorea, Rhabditida, Trichostrongylidae.
AUGAAAAAAAUUGAAAAAGAACUUAGAAAUGUAUCUUGCAGUGCUGUGUUUGGUGGCUUGCGGGGUGGUUCGUUCACUUAUGCUCAUGCUACAAUUGAUCGCCAAAUUAGGAACGAUCUCUUCAGAGCGGUUACCAAGCAGGAAAUUGGAUUUUUCGAUGCCAACAAAACAGGAGAAAUCUGCUCACGGCUGACCGCUGAUUGCCAAACGAUGUCGAACACUUUGUCCCUUUAUAUGAAUGUUUUAACAAGAAAUCUAACGAUGCUGUUCGGUUCUUUGAUUUUCAUGACGACACUCUCAUGGCGUCUGUCGAUGAUCACUCUUAUCACCGUCCCACUUAUGUUUCUUGUGAACAAAGUCUUUGGUGUUUGGUAUGACAAAUUGUCCGAAGAAACGCAGAAUUCCAUUGCACAAGCGAAUGACGUCGCCGAGGAGGUGCUUUCGGCUAUUCGUACAGUGAAGAGUUUUGCAUGUGAGAGAUUUGAGGGACAC